Messenger RNA from Astyanax mexicanus (Mexican tetra), 1896 nucleotides. It is a transcript of the gene ublcp1, whose product is annotated as ubiquitin-like domain containing CTD phosphatase 1. Gene Ontology annotation, cellular component: nucleus. The transcript is spliced from 12 exons. Lineage: Eukaryota; Metazoa; Chordata; Actinopteri; Characiformes; Acestrorhamphidae. The record is from RefSeq and is a predicted model, not a curated record. The coding region runs from base 259 to 1215 and encodes 318 amino acids. Gene Ontology annotation, biological process: protein dephosphorylation. Gene Ontology annotation, molecular function: protein serine/threonine phosphatase activity; protein binding.
CCAACAGGGGGCAAGAUGGUUGGGUCCUGCACUAAAGCUGGAGCGGAGGCAGAAUGAGAGUGUGGUCCAUGAGAAUCUGCAGAAGAUAGAAUGAACUGGAAUUGAUGUGUGCUGCUCAUAUCCAUGUGACUCAGUGGCUCUUUGUUUGGCCACAGAGCUAACUGAGCUACACGGCAGCUAAUCUAGCAACCGGUGAGAGAUCCCACCAAGAGAAACCAGCCACCUGAUUCUCCAUCUGCAGAGAGAUUUUGCACUAGCAUGUCUGUCUCAGUCAUCAUUAAGUGGGGCGGGCAGGAGUACUCCAUCACUUCCCUGUCUGAGGAGGACACAGUGCUGGACCUGAAGCAGUCCAUCAAAUCUCUUACAGGAGUUCUCCCUGAACGCCAGAAGCUGCUCGGACUGAAGGUGAAAGGUAAGCCAGCAGAUGAUGAGACGAAGCUGGGCACCUUAAAGCUGAAGCCAAACACUAAGAUCAUGAUGAUGGGCACCAGAGAGGAAAGCCUGGAAGACGUCUUGGCUCCACCUCCUGAAAACGAUGACGUGGUCAAUGACUUCGACAUUGAAGAGGAGGUGAUUGAGGUAGAAAACAGAGAGGAGAAUCUGGCUAAGAUAGCUCGUCGUGUAAAAGACUACAAAGUGGAGGAGCUGAACCCACCGAGGGAAGGGAAGAGAUUACUUGUAUUAGACGUUGACUACACACUGUUUGAUCACAAAUCAUGUGCAGAAACAGGACAAGAGCUCAUGAGGCCCUUCCUCCACGAGUUCCUCACCUCUGCUUACGAGGACUACGACAUCGUCAUCUGGUCUGCAACAAGCAUGAAAUGGAUUGAUGCCAAAAUGAAGGAGCUAGGUGUGACCGACAACCCCAACUACAAGAUCACCUUCAUGCUGGACAGUGGCGCCAUGAUCACAGUGCACACGCCCAAAAGGGGGAUUGUGGAGGUGAAGCCACUUGGAGUAAUAUGGGGAAAAUAUGGCGAGUUUUACAGCCGAAAAAAUACCAUCAUGUUUGAUGACAUUGGAAGGAACUUCCUUAUGAAUCCACAAAAUGGACUGAAGAUUAGACCGUUUAUGAAAGCACAUUUAAACCGAGAGAAAGACAAGGAACUCCUCAAGCUCUCUCAUUACCUGAAAGAGAUCGCCAAGCUAGAUGACUUCUCAGGACUCAAUCACAAACACUGGGAACGGUACCUCUCAAAGAAACAGAGUCAAUGAAGCUGUCGCCACACGCCAAAUCACUGACCAUUCCUCAAGAACAAGCGGUGCUGGACACCCACAAGCCCUCAAUAAACAACUCCCUACCUUCAGCCUAGCUUUCUCUCAUCUCUCCAUGCUCCCUUGUUCCUGGGGAAAGAAGGUUUAAAACGUUCACCUGUCCUCACACUACACUGUGGCAUGACAAAGUUUGAGCUCCCUUGGUCAGUAUUUCUGUUAGUGGCCUUACUUUUAGCUACAUAACCUAGCAGCUAAUUUAAGUUUAGUUUACAGCAAGUUUCUUUCAUUGUUUACUUGAAAAUGACAAAGUAUUUGUACAAAAAUGAAAUAUAAAUGAAACUAAUCAUGCAUGAAAUCUUUCAUAUUGAAUUUGCAAGUCUUUUGCAAAUCAUUUGGUUAAUCUUCUAUUCACUUCUCUAAUAUUUACACUAACAGAAAUUAUGACCACGGUGCUUACAUACUUUUUGUGUGUCCCUGUCCUUGUUUUCAAGCCAAUAACUGCAUCAACUGUAGCUACCAUGAGCAUGACUGCCCGCCCUGCCCCGCCCCACCUCACCUUCUACUUUGAAAUCAUGGCUUGCGGGGUAUUUUUUUACAGGAUGGGCUAAUUGCCAUAUUUAGGUACCAAGUCUGCCUGAUUUACUGAGACUGGUUAAAUGGUACGUGUGUUUAAAUUGCUGC